UGCUGAGUAACAAAUCGGAUUUUCUUGUUGCCAUUAGUUCAGUUGAAGUUAGGCUUUUGAAUUGUCAGCGAAAAAGCGGAUCGCAAAUGAUGAAGUCAGUAAAAUCAAAAAAUGUUAAUUUAGUUACUAGAAGAUUGUAUUCAAUGUUAACCGAUGGAAGUACAGCGGAAUCACAUGCUAAACCAUUCAAAAGUAUUCCUGGACCAAGGGGACCUGCUGGCUUAGGAAAUUUAUAUAACUACUUACCGCUAAUCGGUGAUUACUCUUGGUUAGAACUACAUAAAGCCGGUCUCAAAAAAUAUAAUAAAUAUGGACCAAUUGUAAGAGAGACAAUUGUACCAGGACAGGAUAUUAUUUGGCUCUAUGAACCAAAUGAUAUUGCAAAAUUAUUAAACGAACGUGAUUAUCCUCAAAGGCGAAGUCAUUUAGCUUUGGAAAAGUAUAGAAAAGAUAGACCACAUGUUUACAAAUCUGCUGGUCUUUUGUCAACCAACGGACCCGAUUGGUGGCGUCUACGUUCUGAAUUUCAGAAAGAAAUUAGUGCACCGAAACAUGUACGCAGUUUCUUAAGUGAUGUGGAUAGAGUUACAAAAGAAUUUAUAGACUAUUUUACUACAGGGAACGUGUACGAUAUGUUGCCUAUGAUAUCACGUCUUAAUUUGGAAUUAACUUGUCUUCUGACGUUUGAUGAAAGAUUGGAUUCUUUUUCGACAACAGAAAUGGCAACCCGAUCACGAUCUUCUCGGCUAAUGGAAGCAGCGGAAAUAACUAACAGUAGUAUUUUACCCACUGAUCAAGGACUGCAAAUGUGGCGCCUCUUUGAAACACCUACCUACAAACGUUUACGUAAAGCUCAAGAGUACACCGAGAGCAUUGCUUUAGAGUUGAUAUCAAAACGAGUGCGCAAAACGAAUUCCAAGAACUCUUUGGCACGUACUUCUUUGGUUGAAGAAUAUUUAAAGAACCCGAAUUUGGAUUUGGCUGAUAUUGUAGGCAUUACUGCCGAUUUACUUUUAGCAGGCAUUGACACGACAUCAUAUACAACUGCAUUUGCUUUAUAUCACAUAUCCAAAUAUUCAGAAGUACAAAAUAAACUCUACGAGGAAGCCGUAAAAGUACUUCAGAAUAAAAACAGCUCAUUGACGCCGGAAGCUUUACAUAACGAAAUUCCUUAUACACGUGCAGUACUGAAAGAAGUUUUCCGUUUAAAUCCUAUUUCAAUAGGUGUAGGUCGUAUACUUAACAAGGACUUAAUACUAAGUAAUUAUUUUGUUCCUAAAAAUUCAGUAGUAGUGACCCAAAAUAUGAUAGCUUGCCGUUUGGAAAAGAACUUUGAAGAACCUUUACGAUUUCUGCCAGAGCGGUGGCUUAAACGCAAUGUUCACAACCCAUAUUUAGUAUUGCCGUUUGGACACGGAAUGCGCUCCUGUAUUGCGCGACGCUUGGCAGAACAAAAUAUAUUGGUUCUACUUUUGCGUAUGAUCAGAAGUUUCGAAAUAAAAUGGUCUGGCGAUACUGAUGACUUAGAUGUGCACACACUUUUAAUCAACAAGCCAUCAAAACCCAUUAUAAUAAAAAUGUUAGAGAGGAAAUAAACUGAAAUAUUUGCAAUACAAAUUUUAUUAUAAA
Messenger RNA from Teleopsis dalmanni, 1629 nucleotides. RefSeq names its product cytochrome P450 302a1, mitochondrial (gene dib). Gene Ontology annotation, molecular function: monooxygenase activity; oxidoreductase activity, acting on paired donors, with incorporation or reduction of molecular oxygen; iron ion binding. Lineage: Eukaryota; Metazoa; Arthropoda; Insecta; Diptera; Diopsidae. The transcript is spliced from 7 exons. Bases 87 to 1595 code for a protein of 502 amino acids. The record is from RefSeq and is a predicted model, not a curated record.